GUUGAGGCUUUGGAUGCGUAUGCAACAGCUAUGAACAUCCUCCAAAAACUAAUUAGAAAUGUCCCAUUACGUCCAUUCGUCGCUACAGCCACAGAAAACAGCCUUAUACAGAAAAUAAACAAAACCGGAGGGGCCCCAAUUUCAAGUCCUAGUCUUGCUACCUUGUUGAAUGAUAGAUUUUCUGCUUUAUCAAUGCAAGAUAGAGGUAUGGCAACACUAGCCCAAAUGCAUCGAACGGGUCCGCAUCGCAAAUUCAACGUGAAGAAACGAGCAAUAGACGGUCAACCCUUUAUGAAAGGCGUAGUACUAAAAACUUUAAUAAAAAAACCGAAAAAACCGAAUUCGGCCAACAGAAAAUGCGUUCUGGUACGUUUGUCCAACGGCAAAGAAAUGGUGGCUUACAUACCGGGAAUCGGGCACAAUCUACAGGAGCACAACAUCGUUUUGUGUAGGAUGGGACGUGUACAGGAUUGUCCCGGUGUUAAAUUGAAGUGCGUCCGGGGCAAGUACGAUUUGGGACAUGUAAUUAUACAAAAGUAAUAAAGUAUGG
This is a messenger RNA of Ceutorhynchus assimilis (cabbage seed weevil), 550 nucleotides long. NCBI's taxonomy places the organism in Eukaryota, Metazoa, Arthropoda, Insecta, Coleoptera, Curculionidae. The record is from the annotation of a GenBank genome assembly.